This is a messenger RNA of Sphaerodactylus townsendi, 1793 nucleotides long. RefSeq names its product CASP2 and RIPK1 domain containing adaptor with death domain (gene CRADD). Bases 158 to 763 code for a protein of 201 amino acids. The record is from RefSeq and is a predicted model, not a curated record. Gene Ontology annotation, biological process: signal transduction; regulation of apoptotic process. The transcript has 3 exons. Gene Ontology annotation, molecular function: death domain binding; protease binding. Lineage: Eukaryota; Metazoa; Chordata; Lepidosauria; Squamata; Sphaerodactylidae.
UCUGUUGAUUGCCCACAAGAAAGAUGGCUACUGGCACAGUGCAACAUAGUCUUACAUUGUUCUCUAUUGAAAUUUUGCCCUUAACAAGUAUGGAAGCAAUGCAUUUCCUGUUCCGUGAUAUUCGCUCCAAGAAAUAUGCUGAGUGACUCAAGCUCGGAUGGAUGCCAGAGAAAAACAAGUUCUUCGUUCCCUUCGCCUGGAAUUAUGUGCAGAACUGCUGGUAGAAGGUCUUGUCAUUCAGUAUCUUUACCAAGAAGGGAUUCUAACAGAGAACCACAUGCAAGAAAUAAGAUCCCAAGUCACCAACCACAGGAAAACCAUGAUGCUUCUUGACAUCCUACCUACAAGAGGUCCCAAGGCAUUUGAGACUUUUCUAGAGUCCUUACAGGAGUUUCCAUGGAUGAGAGAUAAACUUGAAGCAAAGCGUAAUGAAGUUAUACUAGUUGGGCUUGCAGAGAAUGAGACAACUGAAAUUUCACAACGCAUUUUGAAGAAUCUACCAACCGAUCAGCAGUUGAGCAAACUUGCUCGAAGACUUGGACCUGAAUGGGAACACAUUGUAUUGUAUUUGGGGCUGUCACACAAUGACAUUUACCACUGUAAAGCCAAUCAUCCAUACAAUGUCCAGUCACAGAUUAUAAGUGCAUUUAUUUCAUGGAGACAACAUUUUGGGAACAGAGCUACUAUAGAAAGUCUGUGUGCUGGUUUGAAGAUGGGAGAAGUUGAAUCUUCUGUGAUCCAAGAAAUUUUCAAUGAGCUUUGAUCCAAUCAAGGUUCUAGAAACCUGUUUCCAAUAUGAAAUUAAUAAUGAAAAUAAACAAAUCCAGCAGAUUCACCCAACUGUUUAUCAGUCUCUUCAGUCUCUUUAAAAUUUAAACAUUUAGUUGCCUAUAUAGAUUGUAGAUACACAGGAGUAAGUUCCAUUGUGACCAGAAGGAGGGCUUUGUCAAUGCCUGGCUUAUAAAAUGCUGCCCUCAGGGAUGUGUCAAUAUUAUUCCCUUUUUGAUGCCAGCUUAAAAACUUUUACCAGUAAAUGUUUGAAUUUUGCUGUUGGUUGUAUCUUUUUGUUUGAUCCACAUGUAUCUGCUAGGAUUGGAUGUCUGAUGGUAUGAUAUAGUUUACAAAAUAUAGAUUCUCCAUGCUAGAUUUGGAAAUUAUAACAAUUUUAUAAUCAGUCUUACUUCUCAAUUUGUUGGGAAACAGUUCUGUUAGAAACCAACCCAGGACCCUUGAUAAUCAAACCCAAGUAAGUGUGGAGGACUUAUAGAAAGAUGUUGCAAUCUCAUUAUCAGGUGUCACCUUUUAUCUGAACCGUAAAAUAGUAAGCACUUAUGGAUUGUAGCUUUUGGUGACUAUGUUUGGACUUUUUAUUGAUAAGAGCUGGAAUUACAAUCAAAACUCAUGGGAACUAUUUGUAUAUGCAUAUAUUUUAUGCAUUCUAUUUGCUUUUUAUUGAUAAAUGUUUUACCGUAAUUUAUAGUACCAAUAAAGACUUUAUACCAUGAAAAAAAUAUAUAGAUUCUGCCAGAUUCUGCUGAAAUAUUGUAGUUUGGCAGUUUGGCAUUCAAGAACUGAUGGGCAACAUGGAACUUCUGGUUUAACAUUUAUGAUAUAGGCAGCACUUGCAGACAUUAGAACCAACACACAUGUACAGUUUUAUGUCCGGGGGCGGGAUCGUAGCUGUGUUAGCCUGUUUCAGGAAAGCUAAAAAUUACUGUGUCAAAAUGAAAGUAAAAUUACUUCAAAAUGUAUGAAUCAAUACUGUGCUAGAAUAAACAUAUGUUACUCUUUAA